AUGUCAGCUCCGCAAAUCCCCAACCUUAACACUCUUCGACGGGGAGCCAGGAGAGGGCGUUUUAGGGGACGUGGGACCCACGAAGCGUCCGCUGGACACUCCGACGGCACGGCAGCAAAGGAUAGGAUCGUUCAGCAGACUGACAACGAUGCCAGUUUGUCAAGGCUCAGCGCGGUCGAGCUAGGGUAUCUCCAUGACGCGUUUGCUCUGGCUUUUACAAACGGCGGAGGAACGGGUUCGAAGAGGUAUCCGAUAAUUAACAGAGGAACCUACGUACGGACUAUUGCCAUUGAUUCCCUAGUUAAUAGCUUUUUAGACACAAAGGGGAAACGCAAUGGAAAGAGGCAAAUAAUAUCACUCGGCGCAGGCUCAGAUACGCGAGUAUUUCGCCUUCUCUCUCAAAACCGCUCGCUAGACCUCAUAUACCAUGAGCUAGACUUCCCAGCCAACACCACAGCCAAAAUAAAAACUAUCCGCUCUUCUCCACUCCUGCACAAUGCUCUUCAGAUAUACGGGCCAGAGGAUGUGAACAUAUCUGCUGAUGGCGACGCUUUGCAUUCGAAAUACCUUCACAUCCAUCCCAUCGACCUUCGGACUCUAUCCGCGUCCACCUCACCAACGGUACUGCAAGGCGUGGACAGAACACGCGCGACACUUCUCAUAUCAGAGUGCUGUUUGAUCUAUCUUUCACCCACCGACGCAGAUAAUGUCCUCUCGUAUUUUACUCAGACUCUCUUUCCGCCUCCCGCCUCCUCCUCUACCACUCUGUCCAAGUCCACACCAACUCCCGCAUCCACAUCCACAUCUACACUUUCGCCUGCACCCCUAAGCCUCAUCCUUUAUGAGCCAAUUCGACCCGAUGAUCCCUUUGGGAGGACCAUGGUCUCUAAUCUCGCGACGCGAGGUAUCCGUUUGCAAACACUGCAUCGCUACGCGUCUCUGUCAGCUGAACGUGACAGAUUGCGCGACCAUGGAUUUGUUAGUGGUCAGGGAGCAGCGGAUGUGGAUUUCAUAUGGGAGCGAUGGAUCGGGCAGGAUGAGAAAGAGAGGGUAGCUGGAUUGGAGAUGCUGGACGAGAUUGAAGAGUGGAAGUUGCUAGCGAGUCAUUAUUGUGUGGCAUGGGGUUGGAGAGACCAAGGCGAAGAUGGCCGGGAGGGGGAAAGGGUGUUUGAGGGAUGGAAGAGUUUGGAGGCACAGUAG
Molecule: messenger RNA, 1200 nt
Organism: Paracoccidioides brasiliensis Pb18
Exons: 2
Coding region: 1-1200 (399 amino acids)
Biological process (GO): C-terminal protein methylation
Molecular function (GO): protein C-terminal leucine carboxyl O-methyltransferase activity
Source: RefSeq, a predicted model, not a curated record